AUCCAAAACGUGGUUUUGCCACCUCGAAGACGAAAAAGGGUUUUACAGGAUGAGGGGCUCACUAUCUGCCUGCGCAUCCAUCUCACUGGUUUUGCAGCCUAGAUUCUAAGAAGAGCCAGAUCCACAAAUGUUUUCUUCGUUCGAUUCAGCUUUGAAGCCUUUUUGCCUCUUCAGAAUCGGGGUGGGCUUGAAGGGACCAGCUUGCAGAUUAAGAGGUCGAGAAAUG
Molecule: messenger RNA, 226 nt
Organism: Linum tenue
Lineage: Eukaryota; Viridiplantae; Streptophyta; Magnoliopsida; Malpighiales; Linaceae
Source: the annotation of a GenBank genome assembly